Penicillium vulpinum is the source of this 1536-nucleotide messenger RNA. Its product is annotated as FAD-binding oxidoreductase. The coding region runs from base 1 to 1536 and encodes 511 amino acids. The record is from RefSeq and is a predicted model, not a curated record. Gene Ontology annotation, molecular function: FAD binding. The transcript is spliced from 6 exons. NCBI's taxonomy places the organism in Eukaryota, Fungi, Ascomycota, Eurotiomycetes, Eurotiales, Aspergillaceae.
AUGACGAAUAUUUCGAAUCUGCUGGCAAUUCUUCAGCUUCCAGAAACGAAUCUCGAUGCCGAAACAGUACUCACUCAGUUCCUUGCCCUAAGCGACGCCGGCAAGGCUACUUGGCGCUUGAAUACAGCAGAGAAAAUAUUCACUGCUGUAUUUGGAGAUGAUGCUGCAGUACAAAGCGAUAUCAAUUUCUCUGAGCAGAAGGAAACAACUUGGUCUACAAACUGUCAGCUCACUCCUGGUAUUAUUGUUACCCCUCAAACUCCUCAGGAUGUGGGCAAAGUUCUUGCACUCUGUCAAGUCCUCAACAUCAAGUUCUCCGUCCGCAGCGGCGGCCAUCUUCACAACCCAGGGUUCACGAGUAACAAUGGCGGUGUGGUUAUCUUGAUGAAGCGGUUCAACACUAUUAAUGUCUCCGAAGAUCGCCUGACGGCGGAUUUUGGAGUCGGUCAAACCUGGUUUGACGUCUACAAAGCCCUCGAAGAGUAUGGACUCACAGUGACUGGAGGACGUCAGUCCUCCGUGGGUGUGGCCGGCCUGCUUCUUGGGGGAGGCCUGGCAUUUCAGAAUAGCGAGCGUGGAUUGAGUUGCCACGGUGUUGUGGAAUAUGAGAUGGUUUUAGCAGACUCGACAGUUGUCAAGGUCAACGCGACUAGCAACAAGGACCUCUUCUGGGCUUUGAAAGGCGGAGGUCCUAAUUUUGGUAUCGUAACAAAAGUCACCAUGUCGACACUUCCCAACAAAAUAUGGUGUGAAGGAGUAAUGUACGCACCUGGAGAAAAUGCAAAUCUCCUCAAAUCUAUCAUGGAUUAUCACGAAGCAAGCGAAAAGGACUCUAAGGCCAAUAUCAUUUGCCACUUUAUGGAGGAUUUUACACUCUUUAUUUUCCUUUAUGCCGACCCUGUUGAGGAGAAACCAGCUGUCUUCGACUCUUUUGAUAAGAUUGAGUGUGUAACCCAGGUGGUGCCGUCUAAAGCCUCGACAGUCUUUGAGCUUGUCAAUGACUUUGAGAGGUUCACUGCGACCGAGCCUAAGAGCCAUGAGGUGCGAGUAAUGGCAAGUCUUCCCGAUCUGGAAGUCUACAAUGCCACCGAAGCAUGUCGCCUACAGCAACUGCAAGUAGUUAAAAGUGUUCCUGGGGCUCGAAUCAUCCUGAGCAUUCAGCCUAUUUCAUCCAGCGCUUCCAGAGCUUGCGAUAAACAAGGGGGCAAUCCUCUAAGCCUCAAAGCGGAGCCACAGCAGUGGCUCCUGGUUUUGUUGGAUUGGUUCCACCCCGAGGAUGAGGCCACUAUGCGGGCUGCGGGUCGCAAAAUCAUCGACCAGGCCGAAGCCGUUGCGAAAAAGAAUGGAACUUACCUUGAUUUCAAGUAUUCGAACUAUUGUUCACGAGACCAGGACCCGCUGGCUGCCUACGGAUCUGAGAAUUUGAGCAAGCUUAGAUCGGUUGCGAAGGAAAUUGACCCCAAGGGUGUUUUCCAAAAGCUGCAGAAUGACGGAUGGUUGCUUUCCAAGACUGCCUCAUGGGUGACUGGAGGUUAG